Molecule: messenger RNA, 883 nt
Organism: Nelumbo nucifera (sacred lotus)
Lineage: Eukaryota; Viridiplantae; Streptophyta; Magnoliopsida; Proteales; Nelumbonaceae
Product: cotton fiber protein
Source: RefSeq, a predicted model, not a curated record
ACGUAUGUUUAUUGAUCCACCAACAGAUCCAUUAUCUUAAAUUAUAGAACCUUAAACUUACAUAUGCUUAAUUAUAUUCUCGUCUCUACAGUCAGUACUCAGUAGUCUUCCAUCAAUUCAGUUAUCCAAUCUCCAGCAGCUACCAAUGGUUUUCGACAACUGGAAGCCCUUGAACCGAUUAAGGACUGCUGUAAAGAAGGUGAGAUUCCUGUUAAACUACAACGUAAAUCGAUUCCGUCUGGCUUCAAUCAUCGGAAAACCCAGCGGUCAUCGUCGGUUAAGCUUCAACGACAGGCCGGGAUUGCGGGUUAUCACAGACGAUACUGAUUCUGAAGAUAGUGGUUCUGCGAGGGGAUUGCAAGGACUACAGAGAACAAUAAGCUUCCCCUCCGAAGAAGAUGUAGAUAGCAGGGCGGAGAUGUUUAUUUCUAAUUUCUACAGGAGACUUCAGAUUGAGAGACAGAUCUCGCUGGAGCUUCAGUACUGCAGGGAGAACAGUUUGGAGAGUACUCGAUCUGAUUGAUGAAGAUAACUAAUUUUGGUCUAUUGAACCCAUGAUGGGAAAUCAUCAGCUUCUUUGAAACGGGAAGCUUCAGCUAAGUAUCGAUCGUUCUAUUUUCUGUCUAGAUUUGGUGGACUUUGAGUGUUUGUUGUUGAAGGGUAUUCUGAUGAGGAUCUGUGUUUUAUGAGAGAUCUCCUGACUGCAAGAGAAGUUAUUUUUUUCUGUUUUUGUUUUUUUUUUUUUUUUUGAAUUCUUUCAUUUUGGAAAAAUAUGUAAACUCAGUAUUAAUUUCUAUAUUUCUUUGUAAAAAUUGUUUCAUGGAAAUUGACAAGGAUUAAUAAUUGUUAAUUUCUACUUCAUUAAUUAUCCUUAUUGUUGAAA